AUGAUUUAUAGAGAUUAAUAAUUAUUUAAUUAUGACAUAUAAGAGAGAGAGUUAGAGGAAUUAAUGUCUAUUAAUAAGAAGUUUAGAGAAAUAAAUAAUAAGUAUAUUAUCUUCAGUAAAUUCAUGAAAAAUUAAUAUAUAUUUAUUAAGGUAUAAGUUAGUAUCAAUAUUUAGGAAAUGAAGAAUGAGAAUAAUUGUUAAAAUGAGAGGAUUUAAUAAAGGAUUAUUAUAGUUUAAGAGAAUAAGAGAUGGUUUGAGAGUUUGGUUGAAUAAAGUUUAAAAAAGUAGAAAGUGGAAUAUAAAUAGAAUUAUAUUGAUAUAUUACAAUAGACUUAUAUAUUUCUUAUAAAUAGAUAGGGAUUAGAUGUAAUAGAGUGAGUCAUGAUUAUUAGAAUUAAUUAAGUAGAGAAGAAGUUGUGAAAAUGAAGGUAAUAAUUGGAUUAAAUGAAUUGAAUAUUUGGAUGAGUAAUUGAUUAGAAAAGAUAAUUAUGAUUAGAUGUGUUUGUAUUAAUAUUGAAGAAGUUUUAGAGAGG
This is a messenger RNA of Paramecium sonneborni, 533 nucleotides long. Lineage: Eukaryota; Ciliophora; Oligohymenophorea; Peniculida; Parameciidae. The record is from the annotation of a GenBank genome assembly.